AUGACAGAACUUGAAAUUAAUCCCCACGACAGGAAACCCGCGGGCAAGCCCUCUCAGGCCCAGGGCGUGCGCUUCGCAGUGGACCCUGCUGCUGCUGCUGAGCAGGAGGGGGGGGGGCCCAUGGAAGUGGAUGGAGACAGAACAGGGGGGCCCCCUUCUGAAGAAAGUUUGGAGUUGGAUUUGUUCUUGAGAGAAGCAAACGGCGCUCUUUCCUACAAUGCCUUCGACGCCCAGCCAGGCAAACCCUAA
Messenger RNA from Eimeria tenella, 249 nucleotides. RefSeq lists its product as uncharacterized. The record is from RefSeq and is a predicted model, not a curated record. The coding region runs from base 1 to 249 and encodes 82 amino acids. Lineage: Eukaryota; Apicomplexa; Conoidasida; Eucoccidiorida; Eimeriidae. The transcript is spliced from 2 exons.